This is a messenger RNA of Carassius auratus (goldfish), 1565 nucleotides long. RefSeq names its product histone H3.3. Gene Ontology annotation, cellular component: nucleosome. Gene Ontology annotation, molecular function: protein heterodimerization activity; DNA binding; structural constituent of chromatin. Bases 167 to 577 code for a protein of 136 amino acids. The transcript has 4 exons. Lineage: Eukaryota; Metazoa; Chordata; Actinopteri; Cypriniformes; Cyprinidae. The record is from RefSeq and is a predicted model, not a curated record.
UUUUUUCUCACACGUUGAAGCGCGAUGUGGCUGCCGCGGUGCAUUGUGGGAGCCGCCGAUUGUCGCAUUUCCGCUGCCAUUGUGCGCAAGAGACAGUAAAUAACACUGAAGCUUCACUCAAAACACGCUUUAAACACGACUUCUGCUGAGGUGAGUGUGUGUCAGAAUGGCCCGUACGAAGCAGACCGCCCGUAAAUCCACCGGAGGAAAAGCUCCUCGUAAGCAGCUGGCGACUAAAGCGGCCCGUAAGAGUGCGCCCUCUACUGGAGGAGUCAAGAAGCCCCAUCGCUACAGGCCCGGGACCGUGGCUCUGCGUGAGAUCCGCCGCUACCAGAAGUCCACCGAGCUGCUGAUCCGCAAGCUUCCCUUCCAGCGUCUGGUGCGAGAGAUCGCUCAGGACUUCAAGACCGACCUGCGCUUCCAGAGCGCCGCCAUCGGAGCCCUGCAGGAGGCCAGCGAGGCGUAUCUGGUGGGUCUGUUUGAGGACACAAACCUGUGUGCCAUCCACGCCAAGAGAGUCACCAUCAUGCCCAAAGACAUCCAGCUGGCACGCCGCAUCCGUGGAGAACGAGCCUGAGCUCCUCUCUCUCGCUCUGUGUGUGUCUCUCUCUCGCUCUCUCUCUCUCUCUCUCUCUCUCUAUCUCUGUCUGUCUCUGUCUCUCUCUCUCUCUCUCUGUGUCUGGUAGUUGUAGAGUUCAGUCCUGGUGGGGUGGGUGGGCGCUGAUGUACGUGGUGUCUGUGUUUUUUUGGCAGCAGACUAUUAGGGUACUUCCUGUUUGCAUGUACCGGCCUGUGACCGAUCGGCCUCAAACACACACACACACACACACUCUCUGUCUGUCCAUCAAUCAUGAGUGAAAGUUAAAUAAGGCGGUCAGGGCUGAUGUCUGCGUUCAGGGCUUUACGUCUCUAAUGCAGGGUGCUAGAACAGCCCUGACCCGUCCCAGAAUUCCCUGCACCGUCCGUCACGAGCACACGUGUGUGUGUGUGUGUGUGUCGAUCAGCACGGCGUUUGUAUACGAGUCCGAGCAUCUCUUCAACAAAUGUUCAUUAUUGCAAUAUUAAGAAUUACUUUUAAUAAUUAUUAAUCUGAUUCUUUUAUUUUAAUGCAUUCAUAUAAGCUUGUUUCACAGAUCUAGAGCAUAUUUUUGAAGGUGGAGCUUCUUAUAAAGACAGUUUUACAUCACAAAUCGUGUUUAUUUUCUAAAGGAUGAAUUAGUGUUCAGUCUGAAGCGUGUGAAGGGAGGAUUGCUGUUGAGUUUGGUCUUGAUUGGAGAAUCUGGAUUCACACUGAAUAAAUAUGUAUUGGCUUGAUACUGUGUUUGAGUUCUGCCACGUGAUCUUCCUUCAUUAAAGAGCAGUUUUCUACUCAUCCCUUCAGCGUCACACGACUCCUCAGGCAGACAUGGAAACAUUAUUAUUAUUAUUAUUAUUAUUAUCAUUGAAUCCUGCUUGAUUUGUUCCUCCUUGAUUCAGCGUUUGACUACAGAACAUUCAGGUGUUUCAUAAACAGAUCUUUGUAAUUUGAAAUUUCUCUUAAUUGCGUAAUAAAUUGAUGUCACACA